AUGGAGAAGACGACCAGCCUGAGCCCUAACUGGGCCUUGCAGGGCCUGCUGGGCGACAUCGCCGCAGCCUCCAUCUCGACCAUUCUAGUUUCACCGACGAUAACAAUAAUCGACAGAGCCCUCGUUGAAAAAGCUUCAUACCACAAACCAGUCCUCCAAGGCCUGCGCGCCCACACCAAAGCAGCCCUCAAACACCCAGCAAGCUUCCUCUUCUCGCGCCCCCAUGGCCACGUCUUCGCCCUGUAUGCGGCCACAUACACCGUCGCAAACACCACCGAGACAGUCACAAAGCAGACGCACCCCUCCCUCUCCGACGCAAUCACCUUCGCCUGCACAUUCCUCGUCAACGUCCCGCUGGGCGUGUGGAAGGACAUCCGCUUCGCCCACUUCUUCGGCACCAACCCAGCCAACCCAGCCAAACCCCAUAUCGACACUCUAAAAAGUACAACAAACCCCCUGCCAAUUCCGAAAAAAACGGGCUCCGCAGCAGCAACAGCAACCCUGCUCGUCCGCGACGCAAUCACCAUCUACGGCUCCUUCACCCUGGCGCAGCAGUGCGCAGCCAUAAUCCCCGACUCCCUCGCCUCGCAUCCGUACUCCAAAACCGUCUUCACGCAGCUACUCGUGCCGGUGGUGUCGCAGCUGUUUGCGACCCCGCUGCAUCUGCUCGGGCUGGAUUUGUAUAACCGGCAGUUCCGUGUGCCGGUGAGGGACCGGGUGAAGGUGGUGCUGAGGGAUUUGCCUGUUGCGACGAUGAUUAGGGGCGUGCGUAUUAUUCCGGCGUUUGGGGUUGGGUGUUUGGUGAAUAUGGGCUUGCGGGAGGCUUUUACGAUAUAA
Molecule: messenger RNA, 837 nt
Organism: Aspergillus puulaauensis
Lineage: Eukaryota; Fungi; Ascomycota; Eurotiomycetes; Eurotiales; Aspergillaceae
Exons: 2
Coding region: 1-837 (278 amino acids)
Cellular component (GO): mitochondrion
Source: RefSeq, a predicted model, not a curated record